AUGGACACGACGCCUACUGCUAGUGCAGCAACAAUUCCCCAAACUAUCUCUAAUCUUGGACCCACCAUCCAUGACCGUAUCCAAACCCUUACAGACUUCCAUAUUCGUCUCCAGUCCGUCCGACAUAUACCUUCCUUACUGUUGAGGCCUCCAUCUGGAUCCUCGCUGUCCCAUACGCCCGAAUUUUCUUCUCCAUUCGAUCCAACCGACCACGACUUUGCAGCUCCAUUCCACGCUACCCCAGCACAGGACUUCCGCACUCUAAAAACCAUAGCCGAUAGCCUGCGCUCUGAAAAGAUACAAGAAGCGCUGAAAGUUUCACGCGAGAGUGAGGACGCAGAUAAAAAUGACCUUGGCUUGUUCCAGAGAGAUAAUCGCAAGCGGAAGCGACCACUUUCACCGGUUGGCUCACCUCAGCCUUACAUACCGCCGCCACCGCCAACUUCAUCUUUAUUCCCACCAUUUGAGGAUGAACCUCCACGAUUGCGCGCCGAGGGGCUGAUAGAGUAUAUUCGAGAAUUCAACAGAGGGAGUUCUCGUGACACAAAGUUGCUCCACAGUGCGGGGAUCGGCGAACCCUUCCAGCCGAAAUGUAGACUAUGCCUGUGGUCUAGGACGCGCCCGCCACAAUUCGAUCAAGCAAUGAAUGGGCCUCGACCGAAGUUGACUAGUCCCGUUAUCUUGCGGCUCACCAUCGAGGAUGUACUUACGGCUUAUGUCUCCCUCGUGUUUGAUCGCUUGGAAGAUCCUCUCCUUGUAGAGAGUGUAACUGCGUUUGGUCCCAGAGAGAUGAAGCUACCUCAUAUGCAAUCCGAUUAUCUCGCAUUCCAAGUACUAUCUGAGCAUGUUGCAAAAAUGGCCCAAUCACACCCACAAGUCCCUCUUCAGACACUCAUUCAUCUUUUGGUAUCUUAUCGAGGACUUUUUGUCGAUCAGUGUACUAGUUGCGAACGAGUGCUCUCGGCCGAGGGCCACGUUCCUCCAGCUGGGAGACUAUGGAUUACCAGAGGUGCCCAGCAAAUUAUUGAUCUCAAUGCGAACAAAGCAGAUGAAUCCAAUCCCGGCGGCGUCACUAAUCCGGAUGCCGCUCCAGCGGGGAAUCGAACCGCAGAUUACCCAGAUGGACAUUGGGAGUCGCGUCAUGUUACUUGUAUGUAUAGCUGA
Messenger RNA from Suillus paluster, 1164 nucleotides. RefSeq lists its product as uncharacterized. Lineage: Eukaryota; Fungi; Basidiomycota; Agaricomycetes; Boletales; Suillaceae. The transcript has 4 exons. The coding region runs from base 1 to 1164 and encodes 387 amino acids. The record is from RefSeq and is a predicted model, not a curated record. Gene Ontology annotation, cellular component: mediator complex.